Penicillium maclennaniae is the source of this 966-nucleotide messenger RNA. RefSeq lists its product as uncharacterized. Gene Ontology annotation, cellular component: mitochondrial outer membrane. The transcript has 3 exons. Gene Ontology annotation, biological process: mitochondrion organization; lipid homeostasis. NCBI's taxonomy places the organism in Eukaryota, Fungi, Ascomycota, Eurotiomycetes, Eurotiales, Aspergillaceae. The record is from RefSeq and is a predicted model, not a curated record. The coding region runs from base 1 to 966 and encodes 321 amino acids.
AUGAACGUCAAACCACAAGACAUCGACACCAAGUCGGUCAUUUCCAUGCAAGAGCUAGACCCCUCGCCCACACUCGAAAGCGGCGAGUACUUCCCUCAGCCCGAGGCAGACAAGCCGAAGCGUACCUGUGGAUUUUCGGCCCCGAAAUUAGGUCUCCGAGCCCACCGGUGGGAUGCAUUGUUGUCUGGCCUUCAAAAAUACUCGACCUACCCACCGACGGCCUUCUUCGUGCUGCACUUCGCUAACACCGCACUCUUCCCACUUGUGACCCGCUCCGUGCCCGCAAGCGAGCCCUAUCUCCUGCUCACGCGACCAAUCUACCAGGCUCCAGGCCUGGAGCAUCUCAUUCUCACAAUUCCAGUCCUGACACAUAUCAUCUCUGGAAUCGGUCUGCGCAAUAUCCGUGCAUCACGACGCGCUCGGUUAUACGGCGCGGAGACACGCGCUCAGCGAUCAUUGCUCUCCUCCUGGCCUCGAUUCUCUCUUCAAGCUCGCACAGGGUAUUUCGUUGCGCCAUUGAUUGGUCUUCAUGUGCUGGUCAACCGUGCUACACCGUUGAUCGUGGAAGGCGGGAGUUCCGGUGUGGGUUUGGGCUAUGUUGCCCAUGGUAUUGCGCGCAGUCCAGUGUUCUGGAACCUUUUCUACUUGCUAUUUGUCACUGCCAGCGUGUGGCACUUUGUCGGCGGUUGGGCUACUUGGAUGGGCUGGAGAGUGACUACAGCCCGCAAAGAGCGCAACAGCAAGGGAUCGCUAGAAGGCUAUCUGGGCUAUCCCGAAAACCAAGACCGCGCGAAGAGACAGCGCAAGAUGUGGUGGAUAGUCAAUGGGAUUGCCGCAGCAGGUGCGGCUCUCUGGCUGGCUGGCGCCCUCGGUAUUGUUGGACGUGCAGGUGAAGGCUCGGGUUGGGAAGCGCAAGGGUGGAAUGAGAUGUAUCGUCAAGUGCCUAUCAUUGGCGAUUGGUUAUGA